GUACGUUAACUUGAGCUAUGUUUUGAAAUUCGUUUUUCGUUGUUGGAUUAAUAAAUAUAAUCGUUGAAUUUAUUGCUGUGUUUAACUUACUCGGAAAUUAUUGUAAUGGAAAGGAGGUGGAAUUAUUUGGAUAUAACUCGCUCGGAACUUAGAUCUGCUAUGCUUGAUAUGGUUUCUGUACUUGAUUGUUACUAUAUUGAUUUUUCUGUUUUUGAUUUCUCAAAUUGCGAUGAAUCAUUGCCGUUUUUCUAGUUUUUAUGCUAUUGGAUUUGUUUCGAUAUUGCGGUUAUUAAACCACUGCAUUUCGUUUCUGUGAAUUGUAUUCAUUUGUUGAAGUAUCGGUGACCUGAUUUAUUUAAGCUCCUGUUUGCUGAUCUACGUUGCUUUGACUGGUUUUGAUGGCGAUUACUGAGGUGCAUGUUUUGAUACAAGGGUUGGGUUUGAUUUCACAUGAUUUUGAAAUAGUUUAAUCGAAGAAAAAAUGGGAGGUGGGUUUAGAGUGCUUCAUCUGGUUCGGCCCUUUCUUUCGUUCCUGCCUGAGGUUCAGAGUGCGGACAGGAAAGUUCCAUUCAGAGAGAAGGUCAUAUACACUGUGAUAUCCCUAUUCAUUUUCCUGGUCUGUAGUCAGCUGCCGUUGUAUGGAAUACACUCCACGACUGGCGCAGAUCCAUUCUACUGGAUGCGAGUUAUUCUGGCUUCAAACAGGGGGACUGUGAUGGAGCUUGGGAUCACCCCAAUCGUGACCUCUGGACUGGUUAUGCAACUGUUGGCUGGUUCAAAAAUCAUUGAGGUUGAUAACAAUGUGCGAGAGGAUCGUGCACUCCUGAAUGGUGCACAGAAGUUGUUGGGCAUCUUGAUAGCGGUCGGUGAGGCUGUUGCAUACGUCCUUUCAGGAAUGUAUGGCAGUGUCAGCCAACUCGGUGUUGGAAAUGCAAUCCUUAUCAUCCUGCAGCUCUGUUUUGCCGGCAUUAUUGUGAUAUGCCUCGAUGAGCUUCUCCAGAAGGGAUAUGGUCUGGGCUCGGGUAUUUCACUCUUUAUUGCAACCAACAUAUGUGAAACCAUAAUCUGGAAAGCCUUUAGUCCCACCACCAUCAACAGUGGCCGUGGAGCUGAAUUUGAAGGAGCCGUUAUUGCUUUGUUUCAUUUGUUGAUCACUCGGACAGACAAGGUUCGUGCUCUGCGGGAGGCAUUCUACCGGCAGAAUCUACCCAAUGUUACGAACUUGCUUGCCACAGUCUUGGUCUUCCUCAUUGUCAUCUACUUCCAAGGGUUCCGUGUGGUUUUGCCUGUGAGAUCAAAGAAUGCCAGGGGGCAACAGGGCUCAUACCCGAUCAAGUUGUUCUACACUUCCAACAUGCCCAUUAUUUUGCAGUCUGCUCUUGUUUCCAAUCUGUACUUUAUAUCUCAGCUGCUAUACAGGAAAUACAGUGGCAAUUUUCUUGUGAACCUUCUGGGGAAGUGGAAAGAAUCUGAAUACUCUGGCGGAUCAGUCCCUGUUGGGGGUCUUGCUUAUUACAUAACUGCACCAUCCAGUUUGUCUGAUAUACUGGCCAACCCUUUCCAUGGACUAUUUUAUAUUGUGUUUAUGCUUUCGGCAUGUGCUCUAUUCUCAAAGACAUGGAUUGAAGUCUCAGGAUCUUCAGCCAAAGAUGUUGCCAAGCAGCUGAAGGAACAACAAAUGGUGAUGCCCGGACACAGAGAAUCGAACUUACAGAAGGAGCUCAACCGCUACAUUCCCACAGCUGCAGCUUUUGGCGGCAUGUGCAUUGGUGCACUCACUGUCUUGGCCGAUCUUAUGGGGGCAAUUGGUUCUGGCACGGGUAUUCUUUUGGCUGUAACAAUCAUUUAUCAGUAUUUCGAGACUUUCGAGAAGGAGAAGGCCAGUGAGCUUGGUUUCUUUGGUUUCUAAAGAAAAAUCGUGCCUGGAAAAAAACUACGCAUUUUUGGUUCAUCUGAGGAAUGUAAAGAAGAAAACCCCCGGGAUUGGUAACUGCGGAAAGUUCCAAAAGUGGAAAGAUUGUAGUGUUUUAGUUUUGUCAUAGUCAGUUGUUGUCUUGUGCUUUUGUUUAAUCAUGCACUUUUAAGUGUUUUCUGAGAUCGAGAUUAGUGUUGAAACAAAAAAGCCACAUAAUUUUCUGCUAAUUACAUAUGUUUUGCUACCCAAUUUUCCAGUUUAUUUUUUUUUUUCUUUUUAUGUUUUAUCUUUUAUUGAUUCCCAUCAUUGUUGAUAUUUUGAUGCUACAUAUUCUUGGAUUCGGUUCACUAUAAUAAUAGUGGUGUACAGCGCUGAAAAGAACGAAAGCCUCGUGAAAAAGCUGCUAAUUCAGUAAUUUGUGAGACAAUGAAGAUCUUGUCCUUCAGCUAAAAAUUUGAUUCAUUUUUUUUUUGGUCCCUGC
Molecule: messenger RNA, 2396 nt
Organism: Striga asiatica
Lineage: Eukaryota; Viridiplantae; Streptophyta; Magnoliopsida; Lamiales; Orobanchaceae
Source: the annotation of a GenBank genome assembly